CAUGCACCAUAUUCUGGCAAUAAGAUGGCCUGAAAAGACCUCCAACAGCAGCCCAUGGGGAAAAAACCCACAAGAAUGUCACUAGCCAACAAUCCUAACCCUGACACCCUUACCAGACAGGCAUUUGCUGAAACCCUCAGGGGGAGAGAAGAGUUGGGAGACCAAAAGUGUUUUCGAAAAGAAUAGUAGAUAGCGAGGCAAACUUUUUUCCUACACAUUUCUCCGAUGAUGAAUAAUGAUGGCCGCUGUGAUUGUUUUUCACUGUGUAUUUAAAGAAAAUGACUGUGCUGGUAACUCUGUCUUAAGCUGACUUCCUUGUAUGUUCAACCAAUCAAAUGUCUGUGAGGUGGCCAAGACGUUAGAGUACACAACAUGUUCAACCAAUAGAUCGCCUGUGGCUCGUCAGACUAGGAAGUGAUGUCUUUGUACUUUAUAAAUGUCCACAGCGCACCACGUCUGGGCGUCUUCACGAGGAAGCUCUUGGCAAAAGAUUAUCUAAGCAAGUCUUGGAAAUCGCAUCUCGUGUGAUCACGAUGACUAUGCAGCUAUUCGUGUGUUUAUUUACACUCUUGAUUCAGCACCACGUACAGAAAACACGAGCCUGUGGUGUGUACACCUCACCCAGUGGCUCCAUCUCGUCCCCGCUGUACCCCAGUCAGUACCCGCCUGAUGAAGACUGUACCUACAUCAUCAACACAACACAGGGCCAUCGUAUCACCUUGACAUUUGUUACAUUUGAAAUUGAGACUGCAACCGAUGACUGCGAAUUUGACUCUUUGGAGAUCCGGGAUGGAAGUUCCGAGCUGUCACCGUCUAUGGGUAUCUUCUGUAACACGAGUGUUCCGGACAGAGUGAGGUCCACGUCUAACACCAUGUGGAUCAGAUUCCAGUCUGGCUCACAGUCAGGCACUGGCUUCAAUGCAACUUACUCAUCAGCAAUCAUUCCACAGAAGUUUCUCCUUGUCCCUGAAUCUUAUAACGGCAUCUAUCGCAUAGACAUCGACACGGGAAGUAAUGUUACAAUCCGUCCCAAUGGCCUACACAACCCAUAUGGUAUUGACUACGAUCCAGUAGACGGUCGUGUCUAUUGGUCAAAUACAGAGGAGAAGACCAUUCGAUCCGCUAACCUUGAUGGCAGCGAUGCUCGGCUGGUUCGCAGCAUUAGUCAAGGAGGUUACCUAUGGGGCCUUUCUCUGGACUCUGUGUCGAGGCUACUAUUCUACGCUGACGACGGCAACAAUGUCAUUGGAAUGAUAUCGCUGGACACCAACAGUCAUCAUAUUGUUGUCGAUUCUGAUAUUAGUCAGCCUGUGGACAUCGAACUCGACAAAGACAAUGGUGUCAUCUAUUGGAGUGACUACAGCAGGGAUAAAAUAGAGAGGUGUAACUAUGACGGCUCGGACCGUCAGACACUGAUUUCUGCAUCCAGGCAUCUUAAAGGUCCCAAUGGUCUUGCUUUGGACACUGUAGGGAGGAGACUUUACUGGGCAGCUUCAACCACACAGCUGAUAGGAUGGACGGAUGUGGACAGCAAACGUUCUGAAGUUUAUUUUAAACUGGAGGGCUCAAAUUUUAUGGGCCUGGAUAUCUACCAAGAUGAGUUGUUUGUCACUGACUGGGGAGCUGAACUAAAUCUGGCACAAACAACACACAUCUAUCGCAUUGGCAAAAAUAAAACAAUGAUGGCGAGUGUACAAGUUAUAGGGAGAGUAAGCGAUGUUCGUGUCUAUGCCGAGGAAACAACACGUAAAGGACCAAACGGAUGCGGCAACAACAAUGGAGGCUGUAGAUACAUCUGCCUACCAACUCCUGGGAACAGAAGCAAGUGUCUUGUUCAGUUAGAGAAGUCACAUGGAUGUGGUGAAUUUAUUUCCCCUAGUGGCUUUAUUUCGUCACCAUCAUAUACUAGACAGACCAUGGAAAUUCUGGAUUGCAUUUACAUAAUAAAGACAACAGCCGGCUAUCGCAUCACCUUAACAUUCCUGACACUUGAAACUGAAGACUGCAGGUUCGAUUUUCUGCAGAUCCGGGAUGGAAGCUCCGAGCUGUCACCGUCUAUGGGUAUCUUCUGUAACACGAGUGUUCCGGACAGAGUGAGGUCCACGUCUAACACCAUGUGGAUCAGAUUCCGGUCUGGCUCACAGUCAAGCACUGACUUCAAUGCAACUUACUCAUCAGCAAUCAUUCCACAGAAGUUUCUCCUUGUCACUGACUCGUAUAACGGCAUCCGUCGCAUAGACAUCGACACGGGAAGUAAUGUUACAAUUCGUCCCAGUGGUCUACGGAACCCAUUAGGUAUUGACUACGAUCCAGUAGACGGUCGUGUCUAUUGGUCAAAUACACGGGACAAGACCAUUCGAUCCGCUAACCUUGAUGGCAGCGAUGCUCGGCUGGUUCGCAGAAUUAGUCAAGGAGGUGACCUACGGGGCCUUUCUGUGGACUCUGUGUCAAGGCUACUAUUCUACGCCGACGACGGCAACAAGGUCAUCGGAAUGAUAUCACUGGACACCAACAGUCAUAAGAUUGUCGUCGAUUCUGAUAUUAGUCAGCCUGUGGACAUCGAACUCGACAAACACAAUGGUGUCAUCUACUGGAGUGACUACACCAGGGGUAAAAUAGAGAGGUGUAACUAUGACGGCUCGGACCGUCAGACACUGAUUUCUGCAUCCAGGCAUCUUAAAGGUCCUAAUGGUCUUGCUUUGGACGCAGAAGGGAGGAGACUUUACUGGGCAGAUGCAGUCACACAGCUGAUAGGAUGGACGGAUGUGGACAGCAAACAUUCUGAAGUUUAUUUUAAACUGGAGGGCUCACAUUUUGUGGGCCUGGAUAUCUACCACAAUGAGUUGUUCGUCACGGACUGGGGAGCUAAACUAAAUCUGGAACUAACAACACACAUCCAUCGCAUUGGCGAAAAAAAAACAAUGAUGGCGAGUGUACAAGUUAAAGGGAGAGUAAACGAUGUUCGUGUCUAUGCCGAGGAGACAACACGUAAAGGACCAAGCGUAUGCGCCAACAACAAUGGAGGCUGUAGAUACAUCUGCCUACCAACUCCUGGGAACAGAAGCAAGUGUCUUGUUCAGUUAGACAAGUCACAUGGAUGUGGUGAAUAUAUUUCCCCUAGUGGCUUCAUCUCAUCUCCAUCAUAUGCUAGACAGGACCUGGAAAUUGAGGAUUGCAUUUACAUAAUAAAGACAACAGCAGGUCAUCGCAUCACCUUAACAUUCCUGACACUUGAAACUGAAGACUGCAGAUUCGAUUUUCUGCAGAUCCGGGAUGGAAGCUCCGAGCUGUCACCGUCUAUGGGUAUCUUCUGUAACACGAGUGUUCCGGACAGAGUGAGGUCCACGUCUAACACCAUGUGGAUCAGAUCCCGGUCUGGCUCACAGUCAGGCACUGUCUUCAAUGCAACUUACUCAUCAGCAAUCAUUCCACAGAAGUUUCUCCUUGUCACUGACUCUUAUAACGGCAUCCGUCACAUAGACAUCGACACGGGAAGUAAUGUUACAAUCCGUCCCAGUGGUCUACAGGAACCAUUCGGUAUUGACUACGAUCCAGUAGACGGUCGUGUCUAUUGGUCAAAUACAGACAAGACCAUUCGAUCCGCUAACCUUGAUGGCAGCGAUGCUCGGCUGGUUUGCAGUAUUAGUCAAGGAGGUGGCCUACGGGGCCUUUCUGUGGACUCUGUGUCGAGGCUACUAUUCUACGCCGACGACGGCAACAAGGUCAUCGGAAUGAUAUCACUGGACACCAACAGUCAUCAUAUUGUCGUCGAUUCAGACAUUCGUCAGCCUAUGGACAUCGAACUCGACAAACACAAUGGUGUCAUCUACUGGAGUGACUACAGCAGGAGUAAAAUAGAGAUGUGUAACUAUGACGGCUCGGACCGUCAGACACUGAUUUCUGCAUACAGGCAUCUUAAAGGUCCUCAUGGUCUUGCUUUGGACACAGUAGGGAGGAGACUUUACUGGGCAGAUGCAGACACACAGCUGAUAGGAUGGACGGAUGUGGACAGCAAACUUUCUAAAGUUUAUUUUAAACUGGAGGGCUCAAAUUUUAUGGGCCUGGAUAUCUACCAAAAUGAGUUGUUUGUCACAGACUGGGGAGCUAAACUAAAUCUGGCAGAAACAACACACAUCUAUCACAUUGACAAGAAUAAAUCAAUGAUGGCGAGUGUACAAGUUAAAGGGAGAGUAAACGAUGUUCGUGUCUAUGCCGAGGAAACAACACGUAAAGGACCAAGCGGAUGCGGCAACAACAAUGGAGGCUGUAGAUACAUCUGCCUACCAACUCCUGGGAACAGAAGCAAGUGUCUUGUUCAGUUAGACAAGUCACAUGGAUGUGGUGAAUAUAUUUCCCCUAGUGGCUUCAUCUCAUCUCCAUCAUAUGCUAGACAGUCCAUGGAAAUCGAGGAUUGUAUUUACAUAAUAAAGACAACACCAGGCUAUCACAUCACCUUAACAUUCCUGACCUUUGACACUGAAGACUGCAGAUUCGAUUUUCUGCAGAUACGGGAUGGAAGCUCCGAGCUGUCACCGUCUAUGGGUAUCUUCUGUAACACGAGAGUUCCGGACAGAGUGAGGUCCACGUCUAACACCAUGUGGAUCAGAUCCAGGUCUGGCUCACAGUCAGGCACUGGCUUCAGUGCAACUUACUCAUCAGCAAUCAUUCCACAGAAGUUUCUCCUUGUCACUGACUCUUAUCACGGCAUCCGUCGCAUAGACAUCGACACGGGAAGUAAUGUUACAAUUCGUCCCAGUGGUCUAGACAACCCAUUCGGUAUUGACUACGAUCCAGUAGAAGGUCGUGUUUAUUGGUCAAAUGCAGACAAGACCAUUCGAUCCGCUAACCUUGAUGGCAGCGAUGCUCGGCUGGUUCGCAGUAUUGGUCAAGGAGGUUAUCUAUGGGGCCUUUCUGUGGACUCUGUGUCGAGGCUACUGUUCUACGCCGACGGCGGCAACAAGGUCAUAGGAAUGAUACCACUGAACAACAACAUUCAUCACAUUGUCGUCGAUUCAGACAUUGGUCAGCCUAUAGACAUCGAGCUGGACAAACACAAUGGUGUCCUCUACUGGAGUGACUACACCAGGAGUAGAAUAGAGAGAUGUAACUAUGAUGGCUCGCACCGUGAAACAAUAAUUUCCUCAUCUCAACAUCUUAAACGUCCAACUGGUCUUGCUUUGGACACAGAAGGGAGGAGACUUUACUGGGCAGAUGCAGGCACACAGCUGAUAGGAUGGACGGAUGUGGACAGCAAACGUUCUGAAGUUUAUUUUAAACUGGAGGGCUCAAAUUUUAUGGGCCUGGAUAUCUACCACAAUGAGUUGUUUGUCACGGACUGGGGACAUGAAAAGGGUCUGUCACAAACAACAUACAUCUAUCGCAUUGGCAAGAACGGAACAAUGAUGGCCGCUGUACAAGUUAAUGGCAGAGUAAACGAUGUUUGUGUCUAUGCCGAGGAGAGUAUACAUAAAGCAUCUACUUUACCAACAAGCGAAGAAACAACAAAAAGUGAAAGUACAGCAUCUACCCCACCAGCACCAACAAGCGAUCACACGAUAAGAAGUGAAAGUACAGACUCUGAUGGCGCUAAGACUUUAAACAUCAUUUUGGUCAGCGUCGUCGUUGCCUUGGUAGUAACUGUUGGUAUCGCCACUCUCAUCGUUUUCAUCAAAAAAAGGAAAUAUCAGCGAAACACCAGCUAGAGGCACAUCAACAGACAUUAAAGACGGACAAAUUUGUUUCUAAAGCAAUCCAGAGCUCAACUCGCCCAAGGAAAGAAAGCAAAGUGAAAGCAUAGGAGAACAAUCCAGAAGAUGGAGUAGCCGAAGCACAGAUCAAACAGUGGACACAAAAAGUAACAUAGAUUUAAGGAAAAAAGAAAUAAAGACCUGGCGCCCUGCACCCUGUAAGGCAAGGAGACAUCACUCAAAAACAGUUUUACAUCGUUAUUCAUCCGUCGACACUUUUUCUCACACUCAACGGAGACUAAUGGGUCUGAGACCAAGUGCAGGCACGCCAUAGCUUAAAAGUUCCUUCAAAGGAACACCCUCCAGCAGACCUGUCACAGCCAGCACUGGACUAAUCUUCUGGGGUUUUUGUGUAUGGGAAAUUUCCCAUACUUCCAGUGGCUUGGCCUGAAAACAAGAAGAUAGUGCUGCAACUGUAGCUGACGAUGAUAGACUAACAAGAGGAAAGUAACGCUGAGAGAGAGAGACUGAGGCAAAGGGAGAAAAAUGGAAUUUGAAGAUUCAAGAGGCUCACGCAGGAAGAAAUGACCAUCUGCUGGAAGACACUGGAGCGUGGGAAGAAAAAGGGUCUCUAUCCUGCUUCUUGCCUUGAUCGUCAAAAGAUGAGUCGACGAGCGAAGGCUUUCACCAGCAUGCGUCAUAAGCUCUUCUAGCGAGGAAUCUUCCCGACCAGGCUCUUGUGGUAUUUUUGAGAAGCAGAGUCUGUGACCACUAGCACCAAGUUCAUCAUUGCUGUCUGUGUUGUGGGCGCUGUCGUAGGAAUUGCUGUCAUCAUCGCACUCGUCUUUGCCUUCAAACAAAGACGUCAGAGCAAUCCCGAAGAAUAUGUGGCUUUCACGCAGAGACAGAACACACCGGAAAUCCCACUGGAGUCACUGGCAUCAGCACCAAAUGCUCUUCAUUUCAAUCCUUAUGAAGAAAUCCCCAGUUCUCAAUCCGGUUAUGGAGAUGGCUACUCUAAUAACACAGGUGACACAAGCUUCGAUCAAAGUGUAAGAAAUGGGUCCGCUCUUUACCUUACACCGAUGGGCCUUACAGGUGCGGACACAGCAGAGCCAGCCAAUGCGUAAAUCAUAGAUAAACAGCAAGCUCACAAUAAGACUGUUUUCUUUUACUUGAUGACUAUAAAAUUGAUUAAUUGGCAUAGUUAAGUCCUUAGUCAGGUGUGAUAAAGACUUCUCUGGCUCCAAUAAACAACAAAAUAUUUACUAUAGACCGAAUCGCAACGCGGAGCAAUCGUUGUCAGCAUCGUAAGGGGAGGGCAGCACGAAAGUGAGGCUGACACCAUUGCCAGGCAGACCCUUGACUGGAACCCUCAGGGGAAGAGGAGAGCUGGGAGACCAAAAUAGACUUGGUAAAGAACAGUAGAGAGCGAGGUAAAGGACGUGGCAACCACAUGGACCCAACUGAAGGGGGCUGCCCUAUAGCGGGUCCGCUGGCGAGGUGUUGCUGCGGUCCUAUGCUCCUGAAAUGAGC
Molecule: messenger RNA, 7223 nt
Organism: Pomacea canaliculata
Lineage: Eukaryota; Metazoa; Mollusca; Gastropoda; Architaenioglossa; Ampullariidae
Product: low-density lipoprotein receptor-related protein 4-like
Exons: 44
Coding region: 534-5702 (1722 amino acids)
Source: RefSeq, a predicted model, not a curated record